CACCUUAGCCAUACAACAUUCGGGGAAGGCUCAAAAUUGAGAACUGUGAGCGUUAAAUUAAAUUAUGACUUUUAUGUUAAAGGAUGACCAGACGCUGGCAAAAACAAAGGGAAUUAGUACAGAAAGCAAUUCUGAUGUGCUCAAAGGUAAAGAAAAGAUACAAACAAGUUUAGAAAAACUAAGUAUGAAAGAUCAGUCUUCUGUGAAUGGUGUCCAGACACAGGUGGAAAAAACAAAGGGGCUUGAUAUAGAAAGAAAACUUGACGUGCUCGGAUGCAAAGAAGAGAUACAAAUAAGUUUAGAAGGACCAAAUAUGAAAGAUCAGUCUUCAGUGAAUGAUGACCAGACGCCGGCAAAAACAAAGGAAAUUAGUAUAGAAAGCAAUUCUGAUGUGCUCAAAGGUAAAGAAAAGAUACAAACAAGUUUAGAUAAACUAAGUAUGAAAGAUCAGUCUUCUGGGAAUGUACGUUUUAUUGAUUCUGACAAUUUUAAGUUUAAUCAUACCACCAUUCAAGCACACAAAAUUAGGCGAAGGCUCUUUACUCAAAUGUGUAUUGUAAAUUAGAUGAAGG
Hydractinia symbiolongicarpus is the source of this 572-nucleotide messenger RNA. RefSeq lists its product as uncharacterized. Lineage: Eukaryota; Metazoa; Cnidaria; Hydrozoa; Anthoathecata; Hydractiniidae. The transcript is spliced from 3 exons. The record is from RefSeq and is a predicted model, not a curated record. Bases 65 to 565 code for a protein of 166 amino acids.